Molecule: messenger RNA, 2612 nt
Organism: Cimex lectularius (bed bug)
Lineage: Eukaryota; Metazoa; Arthropoda; Insecta; Hemiptera; Cimicidae
Gene: Spg7
Product: paraplegin
Exons: 13
Coding region: 134-2485 (783 amino acids)
Biological process (GO): protein-containing complex assembly; mitochondrial protein processing
Cellular component (GO): membrane; m-AAA complex
Molecular function (GO): zinc ion binding; ATP binding; ATP-dependent peptidase activity
Source: RefSeq, a predicted model, not a curated record
AGUCUAUUCGCUUAUUACUGAAAGGCAUAGUUGCGGUAUUACACCCUACACUAGCCACAUAACCUUUAGCCAUGAUAUGAUUAUAAAUACUGCACUUUUACAUUUUAAGUUUAGAUGAUCUUCGAGCAUUAACAUGGUAUUCCCUCGCAAUGGGAGUAAUACGAAAUUCGUGUGUAGCAAAUUGUCGAAUUUAGCGACCAAGUUUCGUGUUACCUAUUGCACAGCUUACACAAAUAGCUUUUUAAAGUUGAAUAAACCCGUUUGGAGGGGUGCUGGGCCCAGAGGAUUUUCGAGAUGUAACAAUUUAAAGGGCUCUGCGCUAAGGAGCGAAUUCAGAGCGGUCAGAGGCCUUUUCAACAGGUCAGGACUAAGCUAUGUGGAACAGAACAAAAUUUUGAGGCGUGGAAUAAGGACCUCGUGCGCCCUGAGACAGGAGAAGCCACCACCGGACAAGAAUGACAAAGACAAGGAUAAAAAAAAUGAAGACAUGGAAAAGAUGUCAGCACUCAUGACAAAGGCAUUCUUGUGGAUGAUUACAGCUUACAUGCUACUUGCAUUUCUUUCCUUGUUCAUACCGAACAGUGGCAAUCCAGAAUUGGUGAAGUUUGUCUCUUGGAAUGAAUUUCUUCAUCAUAUGCUGUCAAAAGGAGAAGUGGAAGAAAUAAUAGUGCGCCCUGAUCUUGACAUGGUUACCAUUGUUCUACACGAAGGGGCAAUCAUCAAAGGAAAAAGAGUAGAGCAAAAUACUUAUCACAUGAACAUCGUUGACACAGCAAAAUUUGAAGCAAAAUUGAGAGAAGCUGAAGCAUCACUUGGUAUCAGCCUGGGCCAUGGCGUUCAAAUUGUUUAUGAAAGAGGAAGCGAUACAGCUGGGAAGCUGCUUAUGUCAAUUAUAUUAGCAAGCAUAUUGUUGUCUUUACUAUCUAGAGCAAGGACUGUGAAAAAUCCACUUUCCAUUGACAAAAUUUCCCAAUUAGGAAGAGCAAAGUUUACAUUAAUCGAUCCACACACUGGCCAAGGAAAAGGGGUUAAAUUUACAGAUGUCGCUGGCUUAACUGAAGUCAAAAUGGAAGUGAUGGAAAUUGUUGAUUAUCUAAAAAAGCCUGAACUGUAUAAACAGCUUGGUGCCAAGGUACCAAAAGGUGCCCUUCUCCUCGGACCGCCUGGGUGUGGGAAAACUCUUCUUGCCAAAGCUGUUGCAACUGAGGCAGAAAUCCCUUUCUUGUCGAUGAACGGUUCCGAGUUCAUGGAGAUGAUCGGAGGAUUGGGUGCUGCAAGAGUUAGGGAUCUUUUCAAAGAAGGGAGAAAAAGAGCACCUUGCAUCAUUUACAUUGAUGAAAUUGAUGCUAUGGGGAGAAAGAGGAGUGGUAGCAAUUUAGGAGGUGGUUUUGAAGGUGGUACUGGAGAAGGAGAGCAGACUUUGAAUCAGCUUCUUGUUGAAAUGGAUGGAAUGGCUUCAAAGGAGGGCGUUCUAGUCCUUGCUUCAACCAAUAGAGCUGACGUACUCGACAAGGCUUUGUUAAGACCAGGAAGAUUUGAUAGGCAUAUUCUAAUUGAUUUACCCACGGUGAAAGAAAGAGUUGAUAUUUUUGAACACCAUCUUAAGGGUAUAGCUUUAUCCAACCCCCCACAUACAUAUUCUAAAAGAUUGGCAUAUCUCACACCAGGAUUUAGUGGUGCUGAUAUUGCUAAUGUUGUGAACGAAGCUGCCCUUCAUGCAGCAAGAUAUCUUAAAAAGAAGGUUGAAAAAGAAGAUCUUGAAUAUGCGGUCGAGCGAGUGGUUGGUGGGACUGAAAAAAGAAAUCAUGCGAUGUCUGAGGAGGAAAAAGAGACUGUUGCAGUUCACGAAUCUGGGCAUGCUUUAGUCGGGUGGCUUUUGCCAUUUGCAGAUAUAUUACUUAAAGUCACAAUCGUACCGAGAACAAAUUUGGCAUUAGGGUUUGCUCAGUACACACCUUCCGAUCAAAAACUCUACACUAAGGAAGAGAUGUUUGCAAAAAUGUGUAUGGCACUGGGUGGCAGAGUCGCAGAAUCACUGGUUUUCAAUAAGAUUACAACUGGUGCUCAAAACGAUCUUAAAAAAGUAACAGAUAUGGCAUAUUCUAUGGUCAGAGUUUACGGUAUGGAUGAAAAAGUAGGCCUGAUUUCUUUCACAGAAGGUACAGAAGGAAGAAAACCAUAUAGUAAAAAAUUGAAUGCCUUAAUUGAUCACCAGGCCAGACAGCUGACAGCUGACGCGUACAAAGAAACUGAAAGAAUUUUACUCGAAAACCGCCCACUGCUGGAUAAACUUUCUUCAGAACUGCUUAAAAAGGAAACGUUGAGUUACAACGAUGUUGAAGCGCUCAUCGGACCCCCUAAACACGGCAACAAAAAAAUGAUUGAACCUGUUGAGUUCGAGGCUUCACUGAAUAGCUUGACAAAAAAAGAAAGUGAUGAAAACUCAGUCCCUGAGCGGGUCAGUCCUAAAAGUGAUAGUCAAUAAAUAGUUAAAAUUAUAUAAAUAUUUGUAAAAUACAUUUUAUAAACAGUUUUCUGUUUGUUUUAUUUUUUAAUGUAGUAUUUGGCUACAUUAAUCUGUUGUCAGCAAAAAUAGAAAACUUGUUAAUGCA